Knipowitschia caucasica is the source of this 249-nucleotide messenger RNA. NCBI's taxonomy places the organism in Eukaryota, Metazoa, Chordata, Actinopteri, Gobiiformes, Gobiidae. The record is from the annotation of a GenBank genome assembly.
AUGAGGUGGGAUGGGGGUGGGAGGAGUGGACAGAUGAUCACCACACUGCUGCUGCUGCGGCUGACCUCUGAGACCCCGAAGCCCCCAUUACUCCUGGGACGCAUACAGGGCGGGGAACCAGGGCCAGGCCGGAGGGAUGUCCACCACCACAUGCUCUGGGGGAGUCUGAGCCUGGGCCUGGGGGGGUCUGUGCUGAGCAGUGACUGCCCCCCUCCCCCUACACUCAGGGCUUUGUGUCAGGGGUCAUAG